Trichobilharzia regenti is the source of this 1493-nucleotide messenger RNA. The record is from the annotation of a GenBank genome assembly. Lineage: Eukaryota; Metazoa; Platyhelminthes; Trematoda; Strigeidida; Schistosomatidae.
ACUUCUUUUUUUUUACAUAAAAUUAUAUCUUAGUAUCAUAAAUAUUAAUAGUAAUUAUAGAAAUAAUAAUACAUAAAAAUGUCUAUUCUUAAAAUUACUGGAAGACAAAUAUUAGAUAGUCGUGGUUAUCCAACGGUAGAAGUGGAUGUAAUUACAAAUAAAGGUUUAUUUCGUGCUGCUGCACCAAGUGGAGCAUCAACUGGUAUCUAUGAAGCAAAUGAAUUACGUGAUAAUGGACACGAAUUUCAUGGUAAAGGUGUACUCAAAGCUGUAAACAAUGUGAAUAAAAUUAUUGCACCAGCAUUAAUUAAAAAGAAUUUAUGCGUCACAGAACAAAAAGCUAUUGAUGAAUUCAUUGUUAAAGAAUUAGAUGGUACACCAAAUAAAACUCAUUUAGGUGCUAAUGCUAUUUUGGCUGUUUCUUUGGCUAUACUAAAAGCUGGAGCUGCAGAAAAGAACCUUCCAGUAUACCGUUAUAUUGCAGAUUUAGCUGGUAAUGUUUCAUUCACUUUACCAGUACCCGCAUUUAAUGUUUUAAACGGUGGGAAACAUGCUGGAAAUAAAUUGGCAUUUCAAGAGUUUAUGAUAUUCCCUGUGGGCGCAACAUCUUUUGCUGAAGCUCUACGUAUGGGCAGUGAAACUUAUCAUCAUUUACGUAGAAUUAUUCAAAAGAAAUAUGGUAUAAAUGCUUGUAAUGUUGGUGAUGAAGGCGGAUUUGCACCGAAUAUUUCAACACCGAUAGAAGCACUUGAUUUAAUUGUUGAUGCAAUUGUAGAAGCUGGUUACGUGGGUAAAAUUGUUAUUGGAAUAGAUGUUGCUGCCUCUGAAAUGUAUUCACCUAAAAAUGAUAAAAAGUACAAUUUUGACUUUAAAGAAUCCUGUUCCCAGGAACAAACACAUUUUCUUACUGGAGAAAAAUUAUUAGACUAUUAUACAAAUUUAUCACUACGUUAUCCAUUAGUUAGCAUUGAAGAUCCAUUCGAUCAAGAUGAUUGGGAUAAUUGGAUUAAACUGCGUUCACGUGUACCAAUUCAAAUUGUAGGUGAUGAUUUAUUGGUUACCAAUCCAACAAGAGUUCAAAAAGCGAUUAAUGUUGGUGCAUGUAAUGCAUUAUUGCUAAAAGUCAAUCAAAUUGGUACAUUUACAGAAGCUUUAACUGCUUGUCGAUUAGCUAAAGAAGCUGGUUGGAGAGUUAUGGUAUCACAUCGAUCCGGUGAAACUGAGGAUACAACUAUAGCUGAUUUAGCUGUUGGAUUAAAUUGUGGUCAGAUUAAAACUGGUGCACCGUGUCGUUCUGAAAGACUUGCAAAAUAUAAUCAAUUAUUACGUAUAGAAGAAGAAUUAGGAUGUUAUGCAGUGUAUGCUGGAAAUGUAUUUCGGGCACAUGGAAUAUGCUGAAAUAAAGUUACAACUACAAAAGCAAAAACUUUAAAACUUAGAAGGAUGUAGAGUAUUUUAUUUUUAUUACUAAUUUUUGUUUAGAACAAUAAGAG